Messenger RNA from Anastrepha obliqua, 1735 nucleotides. RefSeq names its product protein rhomboid-like. Lineage: Eukaryota; Metazoa; Arthropoda; Insecta; Diptera; Tephritidae. Gene Ontology annotation, molecular function: serine-type endopeptidase activity. The coding region runs from base 66 to 1406 and encodes 446 amino acids. The record is from RefSeq and is a predicted model, not a curated record. The transcript is spliced from 3 exons. Gene Ontology annotation, cellular component: membrane.
GAAUACAAAUAGUCGUACAUGUGCAACAUAGCAAAUGAUUACAUACGCAAACACAUAUCAGCGCGAUGUCUGCAGCUGCAUUAAAGUCAAUGUCAAUCUCAUCCGCAUCACGGCAGCUACAACUCCAAUUUAACCAGCAAAUAGAGCAACAGCCAAAGAUUGAAUUGGAUUCAUCGGCUAUGAUAGACGCUGAUGUUGUUGACACGAAUGCAAAUAAUCAAAAACGCGCCUAUGUAAAUGGAACUAUAGGCGCUACUAUCCCAGAUACUCCACAAGAACACACACAACACGAGGCUUGCGCAUGUGUGAGUCCUCCAUCCGAUGCGGCUAUAGUGUUGCGCGUCCCUGCGACGUUUUGUAACGCCAGCUUUUGCCCAAAUUCCGCUCAACUGCAUAUGCCGGUGCUUCUAUCGACCUAUGAACCGUUUCCAGCAGUCGUAGCUACUGUUGGACCGGAAAUGUUGGCGACAAAUCAGACCACAUGUCGCACUGACUGCUCGCUCUUAGCUUUGACCGUGGAGCCAACAGUUUUGCAGGAGAAAAAGUAUUUGGCAGACUAUCAACGCUGCUGGCCGCCGCCGUUGUUCAUUAUACUGGUGUCGCUUCUGGAGAUUGCCGUCUUCAUAUACGAUUACAUGACAGUCCAAUUGUCAGUGGCAGCGUUGGCGGUGGCAGUGACAGGGGCGCCACCAGAGGCCAGCACCAACAAGCUAUUCAUAUCGAGUGAAUCGUCGCUUAUCUAUCGGCCAGAUUGUCGUCUAGAGAUGUGGCGUUUCAUCUCGUACAUGUUGUUGCACGCGAAUUGGUUCCACCUGAGCUUCAAUGUUGUCAUACAGCUGGUGUACGGGCUGCCCUUGGAGCUGGUGCACGGUUCGGCGCGCGUUGCCAUCAUCUAUUUGGCUGGCGUAUUUGCCGGCUCGCUGGGCACCAGUGUCGUCGACUCGGAGGUGUAUUUAGUCGGAGCAAGUGGUGGCGUUUACGCGCUAUUGACCGCACAUUUAGCGAAUAUUCUGCUCAACUUCAGUCAAAUGCGUUAUGGCAUAACCCAGUUGUUGCGGGUCAUUGUAUUUGUUUCCUGUGACCUGGGCUAUGCAUUCUAUGCCAAAUAUUACAGCACCAAAAGCGUCGUAAAUAUGGAGGCCAAAGCACUACCAAGAGUUUCAUAUAUUGCACACCUGACUGGCGCGUUGGCGGGUUUCACAAUGGGUUUGCUGGUGUUGAAGAAUUUCGACAGUCCGAAAUCGGCGCAGUCGAAACUGUUGUGGUGGCUGGCAUUGGGCGUCUAUUCGGCAUUCACGAUAUUCGCGAUUGUGUUCAACCUCAUCAACACAGUUACUGCACAAAUACUCGAAGAGGAUGGUGAAGUGGUCACGCAACAUUUACUUCAUAAUUUGGGUAUUUCAUAAGUUCGAAAUAUAGCAUAUGCAGUUAGAUAAUUUGCGCGUUAUUUAAUAUUUAUUUAUUUAUAUAAGUAACUUGAAAGCAUACAACUUUAGCAAUUGCUGGGGAGAAUAGUUUUAGGUAUACGUAAUAUAAUAUUGCUCCCUAAUAGAUUCUUUUGUACUAAAUCGAAUGCGUUGUCAUCUUUGGAAGCUCUAUUUGUAUAGCGUAAGUUUCUACGAACAGUGGAUGAGUCUAUAAGUCGUAUGUGUAGGAAUGGCUCCCCUAAAAUCUGGUUCAGACCAAAAUUUAAUCUCGUCAAAAUAAAAUUAAUCUCUCCGUUAAUCUCGACUGU